Messenger RNA from Beta vulgaris subsp. vulgaris (sugar beet), 1014 nucleotides. RefSeq lists its product as uncharacterized. Lineage: Eukaryota; Viridiplantae; Streptophyta; Magnoliopsida; Caryophyllales; Amaranthaceae. The transcript has 5 exons. The record is from RefSeq and is a predicted model, not a curated record. Bases 68 to 676 code for a protein of 202 amino acids.
CAGAACAAAUUGAACCAAAAAAAUUCACCACCAAUAACUAGUCUCUCUCACUCACUCAAAUGAAGCAAUGACAACUUCUUCACUCUCAAAUCCUUGUAAAAUCCCCGUCUUUCUUCUUUCACCACAAAACCAAUCCAACAAAUUCAACUUCAAAACCCAAAAACUUGUUCAAACUCACAACAAAAUCAAAUCUUUACUUAUUUAUAAUCCUAAUUUUAAUAAACUUCCUCGAAUUUCACGCCCCAGCAAAAUCAAAGCAGCAAUUGCAAUGGAAGGUGCUACUGAUCAAAGUGGCAAAACUGAGUCAAUGAAAAAUUUGCUUUUUGUUGAGAUGGGAGUUGGUUAUGAUCAACAUGGGCAGGAUAUUACUGCUGCUGCAAUGCGGGCUUGCCGGGAUGCAAUUUCUUCCAAUUCUAUCCCUGCUUUUCGUAGAGGAUCCAUACCAGGUGUUUCAUUUGAGCAAAUGAAACUGCAAAUCAAGCUUGGAGUGCCCCGAUCUCUCCAACAAUCUUUGGACAUUGAGAAGGUUAAAUCUGUGUUCCCAUAUGGAAAAAUACUCGAUGUUGAAGUGGUAGAUGGUGGACUCAUAUGCUCAAGUGGUGUUCAUGUUGAAGAGAUGGGAGAUAAAAAUGAUGAUUGUUACAUUGUUAAUGCAGCUGUUUAUGUCGGCUACUAAGGACUACAUAUUCUUGUCAUAUUUUUGACAUUAUGAGGGUUUUGGACACUAGUACCAGAUCUUUCUGAAGGAUGAAUAUGGACUUACUGUACGUUAUGAGCUCUUCCUGAAUAUGAGAUCAAUCUCUUUGUGUGCAUUUAUAUUUUUCCAUGUUCUCUGACAUUUUCUUACCUUGUGACAUGCAUCAUCAUAAGCAAUUGAAAAAGUUGUCAUAAUGAUACCUGAUGAUGCCAUUUCUGUAUCUUGUAGGUUAUGUUGUGAAAUUAUGAUAUAACAUUUCUUGUUUGGUAAGAGUAGAGUUCCGAAAGAAUAAAAAGGAAAUCUGAAGUUCAAUCAUA